UAACUGUUCACUGUUCGAUUAACAGUCGAUAACGAAGAGAACACUUAUGRCUCCCGGGAGGUCGAACAGUCGACAAAAUGGGGUUCCUGUGGCUAAUCAASAUUUUCCGAACGGUUUCCGAACACUUUUCCGACGCUAUUACGAACUUUGACCGUUGAUGCGUGUUGUGUUGCGAUGUUUUGAAAAAGGCGGGUGUAAUUCAAAAUGGCAGAAGAGAAUAAGGAAGACGAUAAGAAUAGUAGCAAUUAUUUUACACCGUUAAACCCAACUAGGCCCAACCAAGUACAGAAAACAUGGUCAUCAAGGAAAUUUACGCCGUACAGUAUAACAGGUUCAAGAAGAUUUACGCGAAUUCUGACAAGCCAUUCAAGAGUCAAGAAGUAUAACGACAUGAUGAAAGAUCCAGGAAUGGAAAUUACAAAUUUGACUCCACCGGAUAGUCCAGAAAGAUUGUCAUCGUUUAUAACGAGAACUCCAGGGAUAGCUAUGCAAACAAACAGAGAAUUGAAGGAUAUUUCGAGCGAUAUCUGUCAUAUUGUUGGUAAAACAUGGAGACUUCAUCGUUGUUCUCCACUUCACAGAUUCAAAACGUCCUUUUUGCAGGGUUAUAAAAGGUUGCUUUUGGGGCAUUUGGAGUCAAUCAAAACCAAGGGACUUGCCUUUGAAGUCGGCGAGGAAGUGUAUAGUAUUGAUGGAAAGUUUUCAGUGGAUAUAAGCAUUCUACAAGAAUUUUCAUUCUAUGAUACCGACGAGAGAGCACUCAAAGUUACAGUUUAUCAAGUUGUCAACAAUACUUCUUCACCGGUUUUAGAUGCGAUAUUCUGCAACUUUGGGAAUGAUUUCCAGAAUUGGUACGGAUUAGACGGCUUCACUUUUUUGCCUGUAUGCAUUGUGAAAGGCCCAGUUAGUUUAUCAAGGACUGUUAUGUCAUGGUUUCAAGAUCAUUUUGAUUGUACCAUCAUUCCUUUCAAGCUACCUCCCAUUGAACUUACUUGGUAUGCUUCACUUUGGGCUGGACUAGAAACAGACAACAAGCCUUGUGAUUUUGAACUUUGCUACACCGUUCCRUGCUCUGUCAAAGGACUAAAGAAAGUAUCAUUUUGUGUGGAUACAGGUGAUGUUAAGUUGCUUUGGGACAGUUGCCAUUCAAAUGAUUCUGAUAUCUUUACAGGUGAAGAAUCACAAGCUUUUAUGGAAGCUUUGAAUUCUCAUUUUUAUCAACAUUUCAGAGUUCAUCUUGGAUCAUUGUCAUUAUCAAGAAUACGGACUUCAGUUGUAUAUCUUAAUAGUGACGGACAGAUAAAGAUUUUGCAAGCUAAGUAUGUUAGGCAUAUAUUACAGCAGAUAACAGCUGCUGCUCUAGAAACAGACCAACAUGGUAGAUUGUAGGAUUUAUGAUGUAAAUUAUAAUGGUAAUGUUCUAUUCAAGCUUGAUUUCUGAUUUAUGUAAAUCCUUUUAGAAGCUAGCUUAUGAUAAGUGAUAAUUGUAUUCUUCAGAGCUCCCUGYGCCAUCUAUUGAAAGGUAGCUGUUCAACUUUGAUGAAAAGGCACAACGGCCUUUCAGGACGGUGCAGGGAACCAUGAAGAAGACUAUUAGAGGACUAUCACCAAUGGACACUCAAUGCAGUCAUGCCUAAAAUUUUCAACUUGAUAUGAUGAAGGGAAUUCAAAUAUCCAUUCCUAAUCUGUUUCCAUCUGUCAGUAUUAUUAGGGAAUCUUAAUAUAUCCAAAUUCAUGGAGCAUUAAGGYUUACUAAAGAGUAAAAGUUUUUGUUUCUAAUACAAUUUAUAUCUAUAUAGAUCCAAACAAUAACCCAAAUAUUAGCAUUCAUAUUAGUCAUAUUAGUAGUUGGUUUGACUUGCRUGAGUUGUAGAGUAGAUUCACAUGRCACAACUCGUGUCAUAGGGAUGAAACAAGCAAGCUCGAGUAGGUUGCAUGCGAUGGCUGUGGGCAAAAGUUGUACYGUCUAAAUUGGCCAUAGGUACCACAGGGAGCCCGUGUUUGUAUGUGCUUCCUCCAAUGAAUCUUAUAAAGGAGUCGUGCUAUUUGCACUUCUUUUAUCUUGAUAUACUUUUUAUUUAACGUUUCAUCAUUAUGAAGAUAACAAAACUUCAGUGUGUCUCAUUGAUACCAAAGAAUAAACAUGAAUAAAGUAUCAACAUAAUGUAA
Messenger RNA from Exaiptasia diaphana, 2169 nucleotides. RefSeq names its product centromere protein L. The transcript has 2 exons. The record is from RefSeq and is a predicted model, not a curated record. Bases 205 to 1389 code for a protein of 394 amino acids. Lineage: Eukaryota; Metazoa; Cnidaria; Anthozoa; Actiniaria; Aiptasiidae.